AUGGUGCUGGAAAGUUCACACGACAUCCAAAGGACAACCACUGCACUUCUGACCUUCAACCCUGAAUGUCUUGAAGUGACAUUACAGGGCCCCGCAGGCACAGUAGCAGCAUCCAGGUCAAAGGUUGUCAUGAUUCUAGACGAACUGCGAGAGCAGACGAGAAGUGACAGCAACAUUAAUACAGAUCACAGCUUUCAAGGUAAUUUCUAUGACAGUCUGCUUCUGGAGUCAUUUCUAAAGAAAGAAAGUGGUUCCUCUGAAUUCGCACACAUAUUGUUAAACAGAUCAAACCCUACAGCAGUCUCACAUUUGGAACAUAAUGACAAUGUGGCAAACAAUAAAAGACCAGCAGGUACAGAAGAUCAAAAGGAGUUGUUUCCAAGCCACAUCCUGCCAAACUGGCAUCUUGUCCUGCCACAGUCUGACAGUUUUGCUGAUGUUGAAGCUGAUACUGCCCAAAGUCCAGUAGAAUCUGCAGUUGUAAGAUCCACUGAAGCAGAUGUUAGCAGUAAUGAAGCAGAUCCUUUCAGGAAGAUGAGAUCUGUGUUCACUGAUGACGAGAAUUUCUGUGAGGAUAACAUACUGACUGACAUGAGGUACAGCAAGAAGAUUGAGCAGGCUCUCAAACUUGGAUACUCAGAGAAGCACGUAACUAAAGCCUUGUCCAAAUUAGGACCUGAUUGUGCCCUAAACGAUCUGCUGUCAGAGCUAAUCCAACUUGGCACAUCAGAUAAUGGUUCUCCAGAAAACAUGUCUUUGGAACCAGAUGCUGUGUUGACAAAUGAUGCCUUGGACUUUGACAAUUUUCAGAGACAGACGUUAAACGCGAUAAGAUGGGAAUCCGAAGAAUCAUCUAGUUUCUCAAGUUCUGCCGACUCCUACAGCAGCAGCCAUAUUAAUCCCAGUGACAGCAGCAACCUUCGUGACAUCAUUAUAGAUGGCAGCAAUGUUGCUAUGAGCCAUGGUAAAAAGGUCUUCUCCUGUCGGGGAAUCCAGAUUGCAGUCGACUGGUUCCGAAAACGUGGCCACAAAAACAUCACAGCAUUUGUGCCUCAGUGGAGGAAGGAGACUUCUCGGCCAGAUGCUCCGAUCACAGACCAAGAGAUUAUUAAUGAACUGGAGAAGGAAGGAAUCGUGGUGUUCACUCCAGCUCGCAGGGUCAAAGGUCGACGGGUGGUUUGCUAUGACGACCGCUACAUCCUGAAGCUGGCGGUGGAAACUGACGGCAUUGUUGUCUCAAAUGAUGUCUACAGGGACCUUGUCAAUGAACGGGAAGAUUUCCGCAGGGUGGUAGAGCAGAGGCUGUUGAUGUAUUCAUUUGCUAAUGACAGGUUUAUGCCACCAGAAGAUCCUCUUGGCAGGCUGGGCCCUACUCUGGAUAAUUUCUUGCGGAAGGUCCCAGCUGAACCUGCUCCCAGACCUCAGGACUGCCCUUAUGGCAAGAAAUGUACCUAUGGAAACAAGUGUCGCUUCUAUCAUCCUGAGAGAGGAUUUGCUCCACAAAAAUUAAUUACAGAGACACUGAAAGAACAGGCAGAUCUGAAACUUCAGGAGAGGGCUACCAGAUUGUCAGAGAUUGCUGAAAAAGCAAAAAGGUCAAAGCAGAAGCUCUCGCGGACCAAGUCUUUAACUCCUUGGGAACCACAGCCCCCGGCAUUAACCUCGCAGGGCAACAUGUCAACAAACAAGCAGGAGAAGCCUAAACUGACUCAUUCUAGAUCAGUCAUGUUGCCUGUGAAAUCUUCCGAUUAUCUCAAUGAGCCUCGAAAGAAGCUGGAGGAAGCUGAGCUGGCAAGAGCUUUAGCACAGACAUCUCUGCAGAAUCAUCCCAUGCAGGUUCCCUCAUGUAGUGACUGUGACCGGGCCGUUAAAUCUAAGUCUCCGAGUCCAAGAUCUUCACCAAGCCCUCAGAAGGACCUCAUCAAACUAACAACUUCUGGAGAGAGUGUUUCAAGACAUCCACAGCCUUUGAAGGCCAUGAACAUAAUUCCCUCGCGUGCAUCACCCUCCCAUCUCACAGUGCCCAAACCUGAACCCCCAGAAAGAUACCUCAGUGGGCACUUGUACCUGGCGAAGAAGCUGUCAGAUGAAAGUGUUGAGAGCAGCUUCUUCUCCGAGCACACCUCUAGCCCUUCAUCCACAAGGACAUCCAGCCCAGUGGCCCCAGCUAGCAAGAUCUUGGAACACACACAGUUUCCUGCAGGAGAGCUUUACUCUAAGGACAGACAAGAGGACUUGUCAGGGCUCUUUGCUUUUCCCCCACCAUUAUAUCCUGUGGCACAUCAGCAGCACCCAGUUUAUGAAUCCCAGGGAGGAAAUAAGGAUUUGGAAAACAUCCCCAACUUGAGCAUAUUUGAGCAUGGCAACUCACUCUAUUCUCACUGUCCUGACUCUUCUGUCAGACGUGAUAUUCUGGAUCAUUCUGCCUUCACUGAUAAUGCCUUUCAGAAAUUAAAUCCCUGCUCACCAGACAGUGGGCUGUAUACAUCAAAUGAAUCAAUCUUAAGCCCAUAUAACCAGCCUGAGUACCCAUUAUCCAAAGCUUAUCCCUUAUUCAGAAGAGACUUAUCAGCUCCUUCAUCAGAACACCUCAGUCUUCGUCGAGCAUAUAGUUCCACUGGACAUUUCCGAACCCCUGAAGAUGUACAUCAGAAGCUGGAGCGGAGGGCUUCAGGAGUGUCGCCGUCGUAUUUUGGAGAUGAGCAGAUUGUGAUAAAGCCCCAGAUGGCACCUGGAGCUGAGAAGUCAGCUUUGUUUAGUUUUGGUCAUUUAUAUGGUUUGAACCGCCAGAACAGCAGUUCAGAUCCACAAAUUCACACCGGUGCUGGAGAACUUAAAAAUCCACAGGCCUUAGUCCAGCCUUCGAUGGACCCCACAAGGAACUUCCCAGACAUGUACAGAUCUGCGGGCCAGCACAGUCAGCUUCAGCAACAGCAGCAAAGGCAAUUUGAAAAUCAACAGUCAUUUCAAAGGCUGCAGCAGAAACAGCAACAGAAUCAAGAAUUCUUGACUUCUCAAUUACCGCAGCCAACACUGGGCACAUGGGUAGAAUAUCCAGGUACCACAAACACUGGGUACAGAUCAUCGAUGGAUUGUACCAUGCAGAAUCACUACAAUACAUUUCAGAACUCAGCAUUAGCAUACGGAACCAACCGCAUGUCAUAUCCUCCGCCAGCAGCAGGUGGCUUUGACAUCAGGUCUGCGGGGAUGUUCAGCUACAACACCCCUCAAGUACCUCAAACACCCCACUACCAACAGCACUCCAUUAUGAACCCAACACAGCAUUGUGCAACAUCCGCAUCAGAACAGAGAAGACAAAGUUUUCCUUCACUUCCGAGUUACCCACAGUUUCAGAAAAACACAAACUCCACAAACCAAAUCUUCAUGCCUGCUGACCCCUCGCAGACUUUCCAAACAAGCCGCUCACCCCCCAUGCCAUAUAUUUUACCAGAAGAUGCACCCAUCCUCCCCGAAGACCCACGUUACGUAAUCUACUAUCACCUGAGUAAUGUUUUCGGCGAGCAAGUUGUCAGACGGGUCAUGAAUCAGAAUCCCAAUGAGCAAAGUCCGGACGAUGUUUGUAAAUUGAUCAUACACUACAAAGAUAAGACAGGACUCUAG
Molecule: messenger RNA, 3621 nt
Organism: Candidula unifasciata
Lineage: Eukaryota; Metazoa; Mollusca; Gastropoda; Stylommatophora; Geomitridae
Source: the annotation of a GenBank genome assembly